UAUAUACACGCCAGUUGCGAGUUUAUCAUCAAUUGCCAUGGCUUCUGUGUUCUGUAGGUUUCACUCAAUUUCUAGUCGAUUAAUUAAAAAGGGAGAUGGACGUUUUAAAAAGUACUUAACUCCAAAUUGUAUAUCGGUUUUACCAUAUAGAAAUGUAUCAAAAGUGCCAGUUGGAUUUAUUGGACUUGGACAAAUGGGGAGUCACAUGGCUCGGAAUCUCAUCGAAAAGGGCCAUUCUUUAGUAGUGUAUGAUGUUUAUCCUGAGGCAAUGACGAAAUUAGCGGAUCAUGGUGCUAUUAUUGCCCAACACCCAGCAGAAGUAUCAGAAAAAUGUGAUAGAAUAAUAUCUAUGUUACCAUCUAGUCCACACGUACAAGAAGUUUAUACAGGAGAAAAUGGAAUUUUGCAGUAGGAAACUAAAUUAUCAA
Centruroides sculpturatus (bark scorpion) is the source of this 428-nucleotide messenger RNA. Its product is annotated as probable 3-hydroxyisobutyrate dehydrogenase, mitochondrial. The record is from RefSeq and is a predicted model, not a curated record. Gene Ontology annotation, cellular component: mitochondrion. The transcript is spliced from 2 exons. Gene Ontology annotation, molecular function: NADP binding; 3-hydroxyisobutyrate dehydrogenase activity. Gene Ontology annotation, biological process: L-valine catabolic process. Lineage: Eukaryota; Metazoa; Arthropoda; Arachnida; Scorpiones; Buthidae. The coding region runs from base 38 to 412 and encodes 124 amino acids.